Molecule: messenger RNA, 1485 nt
Organism: Wyeomyia smithii (pitcher-plant mosquito)
Lineage: Eukaryota; Metazoa; Arthropoda; Insecta; Diptera; Culicidae
Gene: TfIIEalpha
Product: general transcription factor IIE subunit 1
Exons: 3
Coding region: 209-1477 (422 amino acids)
Biological process (GO): transcription initiation at RNA polymerase II promoter; transcription open complex formation at RNA polymerase II promoter
Cellular component (GO): transcription factor TFIIE complex
Source: RefSeq, a predicted model, not a curated record
GGUCGGGAAAUAAAAUUGAGGUGUAUGCGGGAGAGAGAGAAUCGCAGUCGGAGUAUAUACUCUCACUAUCUCGGAUGAACUAGAGUAUCGUGUCAUCUCGACUAGACUCUGAAUACGCGCCACGACACGUGCGUUAAGGGGUUAAUACACUGCAAUAUCGCAAAUUUAACACUCCUAACGAAUUGAUCCUUCGACCGAGCAAACCACCAUGAGUGACCAACGUUACGUGACAGAGAUUCCAAGCAGUUUGAAGCAACUGGCACGCUUCGUUGUGCGUGGCUUCUACACUAUCGAGGACGCCCUGGUAGUGGACAUGCUUGUUCGAAAUCCCUGCAUGAAGGAGGACGAUAUUUGCGAGCUACUAAAAUUCGAACGAAAAAUGUUGCGAGCAAGGAUAUCGAUUCUGAAGAAUGAUAAAUUUCUGCAGGUCAGGCUAAAAAUGGAAACCGGUCCUGAUGGAAAAGCACAAAAGGUGAAUUACUACUUCAUCAAUUACAAAACGUUCGUAAAUGUCGUCAAGUACAAGCUAGAUCAUAUGCGAAAACGUAUGGAAACCGAAGAACGUGAUGCAACUAGUCGCGCCAGUUUCAAGUGUCCUUCCUGUGAUGAAACAUUCACUGAUCUGGAAGCAGAUCAGCUGUUCGAUAUCGCUACCGCUGAAUUUCGGUGCACGUAUUGCGGAAGUACUGUGGAAGAAGACAGUUCUGCAUUACCGAAGAAAGAUUCUCGUUUGCUAUUAGCCAAAUUCAACGAACAGUUGCAACCUUUGUACGAUCUGUUAAGACAAGUUGAAGACAUCAAACUUGCUCCGGAAAUUCUAGAACCGGAACCAGUCGAUAUCGAUACCAUUAGAGGUGUCGCGAAACCAACAAACAGGAUCACAUCGGAACAAUGGUCCGGUGAAGCUACACGAACCAGUGGAUUUGCUGUCGAAGAAACGCGAGUAGAUGUCACUAUCGGCGAUACGGACGCGGUUGAAACCGCAACGCAACGAAAGGAUCGUCCUGUAUGGAUGACGGAGUCGACUGUUAUUUCUAACGAUUUGGAUGAAAACUCGGUGGAAUCGAUUCUGGAGAAAGCUGCCUUCACAUCCACUCAACCUCCGGCGGUCACUAAUACGAGUGUCAUAUCCUCCACACGAAAUCGUAGAGAAGCCGAUGAUAUUAUGUCGGUGCUGUUGCAGCAUGAGAAACAAAGUUCUCGCAGUGCAACGAACGAUGCCAUCAAGGGAUUAGGGCUUAACAAUGAUGCCAGUAGUGAUAGUAGCGAAGACGAAAGAGACAUUGACAAUACGGAAAUCCCCACAGUGGAAAUUAUGGACACCGAUUCGGAUGACGAUAUGCCAACGGUAACGGUAGCCGGUAGGCCGUACCCCUUGGAUGAAAUCAAUGAUACGCUGAUAGCAGAAAUGACACCACAGGAGAAAGAAACGUAUAUUCAGGUGUAUCAGGAUCAUUUUAGUCAUAUGUACGAUUAGACGAUCGA